Condylura cristata (star-nosed mole) is the source of this 2196-nucleotide messenger RNA. RefSeq names its product desmin (gene DES). The coding region runs from base 72 to 1481 and encodes 469 amino acids. Gene Ontology annotation, cellular component: sarcolemma; intermediate filament; cell-cell junction. Gene Ontology annotation, biological process: skeletal muscle organ development. The transcript is spliced from 9 exons. The record is from RefSeq and is a predicted model, not a curated record. Lineage: Eukaryota; Metazoa; Chordata; Mammalia; Eulipotyphla; Talpidae.
CCACUCUCCAGCCGGCCGCCCGACAGACGCAGCCUCGUCCGAGCCCGCCCAGCCUCGCCCGCGCCGCCACCAUGAGCCAGGCCUACUCGUCCAGCCAGCGCGUGUCCUCCUACCGCCGGACCUUCGGCGGAGGCCCCAGCUUCUCGCUCGGCUCCCCCCUGAGCUCACCGGUGUUCCCGCGCGCGGGCUUCGGCUCCAAGGGCUCCUCGAGUUCCAUGACAUCCCGCGUGUACCAGGUGUCGCGCACGUCGGGCGGGGCCGGGGGCCUGGGGUCCCUGCGCUCCAGCCGGCUGGGGUCCACCCGCGCCCCAUCCUACGGCGCGGGGGAGCUGCUGGACUUCUCGCUGGCCGACGCCGUGAACCAGGAGUUCCUGACCACACGCACCAACGAGAAGGCAGAGCUGCAAGAGCUCAACGACCGCUUUGCCAACUACAUCGAAAAGGUGCGCUUCCUGGAGCAGCAGAAUGCCGUGCUCACGGCCGAGGUGAACCGGCUCAAGGGCAGGGAGCCCACCCGAGUGGCCGAGAUCUACGAGGAGGAGCUGCGCGAGCUGCGGCGCCAGGUGGAGGUGCUCACCAACCAGCGUGCCCGCGUGGAUCUCGAGCGCGACAAUCUCAUCGAUGACCUGCAGCGGCUCAAGGCCAAGCUGCAAGAGGAAAUUCAGUUAAGAGAAGAAGCAGAGAACAAUUUGGCUGCCUUCCGAGCGGAUGUGGAUGCAGCCACUCUAGCACGUAUUGACUUGGAGCGCAGAAUCGAAUCUCUCAAUGAGGAAAUCGCGUUCCUUAAGAAAGUUCAUGAGGAGGAAAUCCGAGAACUGCAGGCCCAGCUUCAGGAACAGCAGGUGCAGGUGGAGAUGGACAUGUCCAAGCCAGACCUCACGGCCGCCCUCAGGGACAUCCGGGCUCAGUACGAGACCAUCGCGGCUAAGAACAUUUCGGAAGCUGAGGAGUGGUACAAAUCCAAGGUGUCCGACCUGACCCAGGCAGCCAACAAGAACAACGAUGCACUACGCCAGGCCAAGCAGGAGAUGAUGGAAUACCGGCAUCAGAUCCAGUCCUACACCUGCGAGAUCGACGCCCUCAAGGGCACUAACGACUCCCUGAUGAGGCAGAUGCGGGAGAUGGAGGACCGCUUUGCCAGCGAGGCCAAUGGCUACCAGGACAGCAUCGCACGCCUGGAGGAGGAGAUCCGGCACCUCAAGGAUGAGAUGGCCCGUCACCUGCGGGAGUACCAGGACCUGCUCAACGUCAAGAUGGCCCUGGAUGUGGAGAUCGCCACCUACAGGAAACUGCUGGAGGGCGAGGAGAGCCGGAUCAGCAUGCCUAUCCAGACCUACUCUUCCCUCAACUUCCGAGAGACCAGCCCCGAGCAAAGGAGUUCUGAGGUCCAUACCAAGAAGACGGUGAUGAUCAAGACCAUCGAGACCCGGGACGGGGAGGUUGUCAGUGAGGCCACACAGCAGCAACACGAGGUGCUCUAAACCAGAGACUCCUCCGCCAGAGACCACCCCGGCCCCUGUCCUCACUGCCUUCUGAAGCCAGCCUCCCCUCCAUCCCAGGGCACACACAGCCACCGUGCUCCCCUCACAGCCUCUAGCCCCUGCCACCAGCCUCCCACAUGGUCCCCACAGGGACAUGGCACUUCCCUGCCCGGCACAGAGCACAGCCCAGUCGCGAGUCCUGGAUGUUAGGAAAUGAGUGAGCCUGGCUCUUGGCCGCCCUGAAUGUGCAAGGUGUGCUGGGGGGGCUGGAGGCAGCCAGGGCAGAGUGGUGACCCUGCCCCUCCCUCCUCGGGACCCCAGGCUCCGGCUCAGGAGAGGGCCUCAGAGUAGGGUUUCAGGAGCCCUCAGGGUCAGGAUCAAGCCCCUUGGACCUCCCCACACUCCAGCCCAGGUCAGAGACAGAGAGGGCAAGGAACUGGGGGACUAGCCCCCUGUGGAGACCAGGGCAGGACUUGAAGCUGACCCACGGUCCCUUACUUUCCCAGGGUGGGCUUAGAAAGCAGGGGCUGCAAGAGGGAAUCCCCGAAGGUGCCAGAUGUGGGAGCAGGAGAUUCAGAAGGAGAGACAGUGGAUGGGAUGCUGGAGAGGAGAGGAGAGAGGCGGAGAGUGGUCUCUGGCAGGUGGGAGGGGUGCCCACCUCCGUGCCUGCCCCUCCCCCCACGGCAGGGGCUCUGGACAGAAACAAUAAAAAGAU